AUGUCCUCCUCUAUUAGACAAACUUUGAGACAACAACACUUUACAUGCACUGAAAAACUUGAUUAUGAUGUAGAGCAUCAUGAAAGAGCUGAUGUUAGAGAGGAAGCAAAGGUCUUAAAAGAAGCAUGUGAAGCAUUUCUUUUAAGUAAAUACGACUAUUUAAUUGCAUACGAAUAUCAUCUUCCUUCUCAUUACAAAGGAGAUGCAAUUCUUGCUAAAUUUCGUAAUGAUGGAAAGAUUGAUAUUUUGGCAUUGGAAGCAAAGCAUAUUAACUAUUCACCAGAUGUGGUUUGGAGAAAUCAAAAACGAAAACUUCAAAAACUCAGAGAACAAGUUACGAGAUGUGGCAACAAUGCCUCUCACUAUUUGACUGAAAUUCUUGAAUGGGAUACAGAUUCGAUUGGUACAAUCAAACCAUUUGGAGUUUACAAUGGCCAAAAUGGAGAGCUCAGAGAUCACACAAAGGAUCUCAUUGAACCAGAACAUUUUGAGCAAACAACAAGAUUGGAUUCAGAAGUACCUGUAACAAGCACUACUACUAACCAAGGAAAUGGCUCAUUCUGGGGAGCACUUGCUGUUGUUGGGGCAGUUUCUUUAGGAGCCAUGUAUGUAGCUGCCAAUACUAAUAACCCUCCCAAUCAACAACAACAAGUUCAACAACAAGGAAGAAGAAACAAUGAAAAUGAAGAAAGCCAACAAGAAUGCUUAAUUAUGUAA
This is a messenger RNA of Naegleria gruberi, 717 nucleotides long. RefSeq lists its product as uncharacterized. NCBI's taxonomy places the organism in Eukaryota, Heterolobosea, Eutetramitea, Acrasida, Naegleriidae. The record is from RefSeq and is a predicted model, not a curated record. The transcript has a single exon. The coding region runs from base 1 to 717 and encodes 238 amino acids.